CUCGUUCUGUGAUACACGCUAAGUCACCUUACGGCGACGCCUCUGAACAUCGCCGCGCUCUGGUUAUACGGUAUACUCAUAAAUGAGUCAUUUAAUGCUACGAUAAAUAAUUCGUUUACUCAUCUUAUGUUGUGGUUUUCCCAGUAUUAAACUGAGUGUGUUCAGACUUUGUUGAUAUUCUUUUAUAAAAAAAAUGUGUUGCGAUUUUGACAUGGUUAAAAAAACCUUCCGCCGUUCUCUAAUAAUUUCCCUGUUAAACAUCUUAUCAAUGGUAAUAUUAGCCUGCGUAAUAGGCGGAAUGUUUUAUAACUCUAAUAAUGAUGUCAUCAAUAAAGCUACACUUCUUAUAUAUUACCUAUUUUACAACGCAUGUAUAGUUAUGUUUUUAACAGGAUUAGGCUGGAGGGGAUUAGAACAAGAACGAAAUCUCGUCCUUAACCAUGCAAUUAGUACCGUGGUGGUCAUUGUAUGUCAAGUGAUUGGAGGCGUUACACUUUUCUUACGAACCGAAAAUGACGAUUCCGUAAUUAUUAUAAACGAUGAAAAUCGUAAAGUAAUCGCCAUCGCUUUUAUAAGUGUAUUAGGCGUUGAGAUGGUGGCACUGUGUGUAACAGCAUUAUUUUCACUUCUUCUUUCCUGUAUGAUAUACAAUAACAGAAACACCAACAUUACAGAACAUACGCGUUUAUUAGCGCAAGAUGCUUAAUAUAUUUGAAUAUUUUAUGAUUAAAUUGAUAUUGUAUUUUAUUUAACUUCAUGGUAUAAUUGAUAUUACAAUAGAAAACUAAUCGAACCCAACAUUCAAAAUGAUCUUGCCUAAUUUAGUUUGGCCACUUAACUUGUAAAUAGUAUGGUAUGGAAGGUCAUAGUAAAUAGUGACUCUGGCUAUCGUCAAAUCCGAAAAGGAAGUUGAUUUAUAAGAUGUAAAAGAAUAUAGAGGGGGUAUGUGAAUGACUAGAGGACAUUUUGAGACACUGCUAGAAAUGGUAAUUCCAAAAAUUGAACUGAUGUCAUUUUGAGGAAAUCAAAUGUCAUAGUAAAUGGUAAAUAGUGACUCUGGCUAUCGUCAAGUCCGAAAAGGAAGGUGAUUUAUAAGAUGUAAAAGAAUACAGAGGGUAUAUGUGAAUGACUAGAAGAUAUUUUGAGACACUGCCAGAGAUGGUAACUCUAAAAAUUGAACUGAUGUCAUUUUGAAGAAAUCAAAUGUCAUAGUAAAUAGUGACUCUGACUAUCGUCCAGUCCGAAAAGGAAGUUGAUUUAUAAGAUGUAGAAGAAUACAGAGGGUGUAUGUGAAUGACUCGAGGACAUUUUGAGACACUGCAAGAGAUGGUAACUCCGAAAAUUGAACUGAUGUCAUUUCGAGGAAAUCAAAUGUCAUAGUAAAUGGUAAAUAGUGACUCUGGCUAUCGUCAAGUCCGAAAACUAAGUUGAUUUAUAAGAUGUAAACGCAUACAGAGGCUGUAUGUGAAUGACUCGAGGACAUUUUGGGACACUGCUAGAAAUGGUAAUUCCAAAAAUUGAACUGAUGUCAUUUUGAGGAAAUCAAAUGUCAUAGUAAAUGGUAAAUAGUCACUCUAGCUAUCGUCAAGUCCGAAAAGGAAGUUGAUUUAUAAGAUGUAGAAGAAUACAGAGGGUGUAUGUGAAUGACUAGAGGAGAUUUUGAGACACUGCUAGAGAUGGUAACUCCAAAAAUUGAACUAAUAUCAUUUCGAGUAAAUCAAAUGUCAUAGUAAAUGGUAAAUAGUGACUCUGGCUAUCGUCAAGUCCGAAAACUAAGUUGAUUUAUAAGAUGUAAACGCAUACAGAGGCUGUAUGUGAAUGACUCGAGGACAUUUUGGGACACUGCUAGAAAUGGUAAUUCCAAAAAUUGAACUGAUGUCAUUUUGAGGAAAUCAAAUGUCAUAGUAAAUGGUAAAUAGUCACUCUAGCUAUCGUCAAGUCCGAAAAGGAAGUUGAUUUAUAAGAUGUAGAAGAAUACAGAGGGUGUAUGUGAAUGACUCGAGGACAUUUUGAGACACUGCUAGAAAUGGUAACUCCGAAAAUUGUACUGAUGUCAUUUCGAGGAAAUCAAAUGUCAUAGCAAAUUUUAAACAGUGACUCUGGCUAUCGUCAAGUCCGAAAAGGAAGUUGAUUUAUAAGAUAUAAAAGAAUACAGAGGGGGUAUGCGAAUGACUAGAGGACAUUUUGAGACACUGCUAGAAAUGGUAAUUCCAAAAAUUGAACUGAUGUCAUUUUGAGGAAAUCAAAUGUUGUAGUAAAUAGUGAUUCUGGCUAUCGUCAAAUCCGGAAAGGAAGGUGAUUUAUAAGAUGUAGAAGAAUACAGAGGGUGUAUGUGAAUGACUAGAGGACAUUUUGAGACACUGCUAGAGAUGGUAACUCCAAAAAUUGAACUGAUGUCAUUUCGAGGAAAUCAAAUGUCAUAGUAAAUGGUAAAUAGUGACUCUGGCUAUCGUCAAGUCCGAAAAGGAAGUUGAUUUAUAAGAUGUAGAAGAAUACAGAGGGUGUAUGUGAAUGACUCGAGGACAUUUUAAAAAUUGAACUGAUGUCAUUUUGAGGAAAUCAAAUGAUCUGGCGCCACCUAUUGGCCAAAAGACAAAGUUAAUUCGUUUCAAAUAAAGGUCGCUGCAAUACAAAAAAUUUGCAAACAUUAAAAAACUUACGUUAUACACAUACUCUACACAAAGUAACAACUUAGAUUACACCAAAGUUCAUCGUAGUUUAUUAUAUACAAUAUAUUUACUAUACGAAUUGGAUUUUAAAUAAUUUAUUCAAUUCAUUAUUUCAUCGUAACUAGAAAACAAUUCUAAUUAUUUUCAUUUUAAACACAACUUUAUACAAAAUAUCACACAAUUAUAAUCGGGUGAUCGGAUUAAGUGGCGCUUUCGCAUUCGCAAUUCGAUUAAAAGGUUUAUUUAUGAACGUUUUUAAUGAUUAUAAACGAUUAUACCAUUUAAUUAAAGGAUUAACAUUUGAA
This is a messenger RNA of Onthophagus taurus, 2974 nucleotides long. The record is from RefSeq and is a predicted model, not a curated record. NCBI's taxonomy places the organism in Eukaryota, Metazoa, Arthropoda, Insecta, Coleoptera, Scarabaeidae.